CCUCCUUAACCAUAGCAAGUUACGCUGAACUGGCAUAGAGGGUUGAGAGUUCGAAUUGCUUAUACUGAAUGCAGCGAAUCUCUCGUCUUCGUCUCUUGCAUGAGAGGGUUUUGAAGAAACACCUUCUUGGCAUCACUAUACUCUGUAGGUAGCUGUGGUCUAGAUGACCAUGUGCAAUAUAUACAACCAUUAUUUCUUCACAUGCUCAUUGCUUCAUCGCGCCGCUCUGACAAUUACAUACGAUAAGUAAUUCCGCGUCAGCCCAGCAGAGUCAUAUUCAGCAUCAGCUCCGCAGCGCUUCGACUCUUCACGUUGCCGCAGCCAAAUCUUUGACGUCGACUGAACGGUUUACUCUUACUCAUGUGACUUGGGGUCACGAAUCUAAUCUCCAAAACUUGAAAGAACACAGCAAGAAUCAAUCGCACAAUUAGGACAUCAGUCUUAAAGGAGUUGAUAUCUUAAUACGAUAUCAUCAUGUCCGCAAUGUUGGGAAGCGUGUCGCGUGCGGCGGGAUCUCCGUCGAAACGCCUGAUCUUGUCGUAUAUCUUUGACUGGUUUAUUAUACUUGGCAUUGCUGCCGUCGCGGGCGGCUUCUCAGCAUGCUCGCCCAACACGCGCCCCUUUUCACUGAGCGACGGAUCUAUAUCCUUUCCACACCUCAAACAUGAGACCGUGUCCACCAGCACAUUAUUCCUAGUGUGUCUCGUUGCGCCCGGAAUCAUCAUUUUCCUCGUAUGCAUGCUAUUCGUCCCUGGCCCAGCAGUGACCAGACAGCUCGCCCACUCCACCAACUCUUCCUCGCGCCACUCACCGUACCUCCGCGCCGUCAUAUGGCGGCGCAAACUCUGGGAAUGGAACGUGGGGUGGAUGGGUCUUGGGCUCUCACUCGCCGUCACGUUCCUUCUCACUGAGGGAAUGAAGAAUCUCUUUGGCAAACCCCGUCCUGAUCUCAUCAUGCGGUGCAACCCGGUCCUCGUGGACGCUGGGCGCUAUGUCGUAUCUGGCGUGGACGGAGGCGCGCUCGUCACAGCAAGUAUCUGUCGUCCGGAUAAACAGUCUACUCUUGAUGACGGCUUUAAGAGCUUUCCCAGCGGGCAUUCAUCUGCAUCGUGGGCAGGACUCAUAUAUCUGACCUUUUUCCUAUGUUCCAAAUUCGCCAUUGCCAUUCCUUUUCUCGCACCCCGGCUUCCGCCCCUCCCGUCCAAUACCACGUCCACUCCUAGGUCAGACAAGCCCUACGCAAACGAUCCCCGCUCCGAAUCUCCCCUGCCCACCGAAUCAACCAACCGGGCCAGUCCCGCAGACAAUGCUUCGUUCGAGAUCCGCAACUCGGCAGCUGCGCCACCCACAUGGGUCCUCGUCGUCAUUGCACUGCCCAUUGGCACGGCCAUAUUCGUGUCUGCCUCGCGGUACUACAACUACCGCCACCACGGCUUCGACAUCCUGUUCGGCUCCAUCAUGGGCUUCGUCGUCGCUUGGUUCGCCUUCAGAUGGUACCAUUUGCCAAUUACCCGCGGCAGCGGCUGGGCAUGGGGCGCCCGCAGCAGAGACCGCGCCUGGGGCAUCGGCGUGGGUGUACAGGGAUAUGUCGGUCCCGAGGGAUGGGAUUCUGCGUCGAGUGCAGGACAUUCUCCGGAGAGAAAGACUGCCGUAAAUGGCGAUGGUACCGGUAAUGGUACUCGUGGCAGUACUGGUGCUGGUCCUAGUGCAGUAGACCCUGAUCUCGAGAGCGGCUUACAUUUGGAUGGCGCCGCGGAUGAUGCUGCGCGACCAAGUCUCCCCGAGCACUAAUGAAUUCAGUCUGUCAAUCGAGGACCAGUGGACUAUCCAGAACCUGUACAUUCCUACAGGCUGCAGGGCCGCACAUUGUAUAAUUGUUAUUUCAUUUCAGUCUUGUACUGCUUGACUUGCACUUGGUCUAAUCACUAAUCCAAUAUACCUAGUUCCCAGCGUAGGCUCGAUUCUUUAUUUGAUAUUAAUUUGAUACUUGUGACUUCUUAAGAGUCAAGACAAUGCUAUUUUCACAUCUACUCUUGUCAGAUAUUAGUCCGGGAACGUAGAUACAAACAACUCGACUGCUCAAGCAGGAGAGUCAAUAUCAAU
Messenger RNA from Xylona heveae TC161, 2103 nucleotides. RefSeq names its product acid phosphatase/Vanadium-dependent haloperoxidase. The record is from RefSeq and is a predicted model, not a curated record. Bases 475 to 1791 code for a protein of 438 amino acids. Gene Ontology annotation, biological process: phospholipid metabolic process. Lineage: Eukaryota; Fungi; Ascomycota; Xylonomycetes; Xylonales; Xylonaceae. Gene Ontology annotation, molecular function: phosphatidate phosphatase activity. The transcript is spliced from 3 exons.